AUGGCCGACCUCAAAGACGACCUGACCGAGAAAGCCCACUUCGACCCUAAUUGGAUCGCCUGGAAUGGAGGGACCUUACACUCGAAUAAUGUACUCUUCUAUUUCGCGACGUCCCCAUUCUUUGAUCAUGUCUCGGGCAACCAGUCGCUCUUCACCCAGUGGGCGGGCACGCCAAACCAGAAUGACAUCCUCGGCACGAGGGCGAAAUUUGAGGCCAACCUGCGACAUCAGCGCGGUAUCCAGUAUGUCGUCGAACAUGAUCCUCUGGAGGAGCAAGUUGUCCUGGACGGACCGAACGGGCCCGAGAAGUCCAAUGUCUGGGUUAUUCGCAAGCAGAACCGUGAAAAUGAGCGAGACGACAGCAUUACGAUCUUGGGCUACUACUACAUUGUCAACAACGUAAUCUAUCAAGCGCCUUCAGUUGCCAGCGUUCUGAACUAUCGUCUGCUGAAUACGGUUUCCGCGCUUAGCAAAGUAUUCACAGCUCCAGCAGACCUAUCCUUCUUUUCAGUCGCUCAUGGCCAUACUUACCAUAAACCUAUCCAGCAGUCGGCACCACAAAAUAUCCUGAGUGCCUCACAGCAGGGUAAUGAACCACCGCCAACACCAGGAUCAGCACCGGCGCCUCAGCCUGCUACUACCGAGAAAGCUGCAGCCCCUCCCGAAGCACAGGAGGAAACCAAUGGCGGGAGUCGAACAGCUUGGGAUGCGCUUCGAUUGACAUUGCAGUUCGGCAAGGAAUACGUGGAUGAGCUUCCACUAGUGGGCGAACCAGGAAACUUCCGAUUCUCGAAGAGCAGAGAUGCCAAUAUGACAGCUGGCCAGACCAGAGGUCAAGGCCUAGCCACUCCUACCGGAACCCCUAGUCAAUCCCGAGCAGCUUCGGCCAUGCCUGUGACAUCUAGCAACCAGCCUGCGGGUACCAAGGGCACUAGGGCGCCAGAAAAAAUUGUGACGCUAUCUGAGGGAGCAGCAAAGGAUCUCAAGCAGCAAAAGUUCACGAUCGAUGCCGAGCCAUCGGACACAAUCGCGCAGGUGAAAGAGAAGAUUGCCGCAGAGAAAGGAUGGGAGUCCUCGCAGCAGAAACUCAUCUAUGCUGGCAAGGUCCUCGCCGACGCCAACACUGUCGAAUCAUACAAAAUUGAGGAAAAGGGUUUCAUUGUUUGUAUGAUAUCAAAGCCAAAAGCUGCUCCUGCGGCCAAGUCUGGCAGUCCCUCUACGCCAGCUCCGUCAACCUCGACCUCGACCUCCACACCCGCCGCACCAGUUGCUCCUCAACCCAACCCGUCUACAGUUUCAAAUCUACCCUCAACGCCCACGCCUGCCCAAAGCACAACCACGUCGGCCGCCGCUGGAUCUGGCUUCAACGACCCAUCGGCGUUCCUGAUCGGGAAUCGCAACGAAGCGACCAUUCGUGAGAUGGAGGCCAUGGGAUUUCCCAGGCCAGAAAUAGACCGUGCACUACGGGCGGCUUUUUUCAACCCAGAUCGAGCCAUCGAGUAUCUGCUGAGUGGUAUCCCCGAUAACAUUCAGUCGGAGCAAAGACAAGCGGCCACGGGAGCCACCGCAUCGAAUCCGGCAUCACCCCCUGCACCCCAGCCUGCUCAGCCUGCUCAACCCGCCCAGCCCGCGCAAGCCGCCUCGCCUACUGGGGACGAGCCCAUCAACUUGUUCGAAGCGGCAGCACAGGCCGGUCGGCCAGGAGGUGGAAGAAGAGCCCCAGCAGGAGGUCAAGGAGGGGUAGCGACAAACAUGGAUUUCCUGCGAAACAGCCCGCACUUCCAGCAACUCAGACAAUUUGUCCAGCAGCAACCUGCGAUGCUCGAACCUAUCUUGCAGCAACUUGCCGAGGGUAAUCCCGAGCUUGCACAGAUGAUCGGUUCAAAUCAGGAUCAGUUCCUUCAGCUGCUGGCGGAGGAUGCUCAAGAUACUCUCCCGCCUGGAGCAACCCAGAUCCAUGUGACCGAGGAGGAGCGAGACGCUAUCGAACGGCUCUGCCGGCUUGGCUUUCCCCGUGAUCAGGUCAUCCAGGCCUACUUUGCUUGUGACAAGAAUGAGGAACUAGCUGCGAACUUCCUCUUCGAGCAGCCUGAUGACGAAGAGCAGUGA
Messenger RNA from Fonsecaea pedrosoi CBS 271.37, 2109 nucleotides. RefSeq names its product UV excision repair protein Rad23. The coding region runs from base 1 to 2109 and encodes 702 amino acids. NCBI's taxonomy places the organism in Eukaryota, Fungi, Ascomycota, Eurotiomycetes, Chaetothyriales, Herpotrichiellaceae. The transcript has 8 exons. Gene Ontology annotation, molecular function: proteasome binding; damaged DNA binding; ubiquitin binding. The record is from RefSeq and is a predicted model, not a curated record. Gene Ontology annotation, cellular component: cytosol; mediator complex; nucleoplasm. Gene Ontology annotation, biological process: nucleotide-excision repair; regulation of transcription by RNA polymerase II; proteasome-mediated ubiquitin-dependent protein catabolic process.